UGACUUUUUAAAUUACCUUUAAGAAUAGUUCUAUAGUGACAAAUUUCACAGGACCUUCGACUGUGUUAAGAUUAAAAACAAUACUUGAUGAUGUUUAAACCUCAAAUCCACGAAGCUUUGAAACCGUUGAGUUUUUUAAUCGGAAAAUGGAAAUCUAUUAGUGCUAAGGGUGCAUAUCCCACGAUAAACCCUUUUACAUACUGCGAAGAAGUAACGUUUUCUUCGAUUGGACAGCCCUUGUUGAACUACAAUUCCAUCGCAUACAACCCCAACGGGCCCAAACCCAUGCACUUGGAGUCAGGGUUUUUAAGGAUAAAAGCUGCGGGCACCAAUGAAGUGGCAUUUAUGGUGGCUCAUAACUUUGGUUUGACUUCUCUGGAGGAAGGCACAGUUAAGGGUAAUGAAAUUUGCCUUAAAAGCGUCCAGAUUGCAAGAAUGACGUUUGCCAAAGAUCCUGCAGUGAUUGGUAUUGAAAGGUGUUACUCGUUGAUCGAAGAAGGCAAGUUGCAACUAAUUUUGUCCAUGGAGACUGAGAAUAUUGGGCUUACUGAACAUUUGAGGGUUGUAUACGAGAAAAUUGAUUAAUUUUUUAUAAUUUACUGUAUAUAUUUGUUAAAUAAAAUAAUAAUAUGUUGAUUUUUUUAUUAUUAAAUAAAAGUAUUUUUACAUUUAUGUGGGUA
This is a messenger RNA of Brassicogethes aeneus, 680 nucleotides long. NCBI's taxonomy places the organism in Eukaryota, Metazoa, Arthropoda, Insecta, Coleoptera, Nitidulidae. The record is from the annotation of a GenBank genome assembly.